This is a messenger RNA of Anopheles stephensi (Asian malaria mosquito), 4070 nucleotides long. RefSeq names its product solute carrier family 45 member 4 (gene lovit). The coding region runs from base 1131 to 3299 and encodes 722 amino acids. Gene Ontology annotation, cellular component: membrane. The transcript has 6 exons. The record is from RefSeq and is a predicted model, not a curated record. NCBI's taxonomy places the organism in Eukaryota, Metazoa, Arthropoda, Insecta, Diptera, Culicidae. Gene Ontology annotation, molecular function: sucrose:proton symporter activity.
GUAGGUAGAGCUGACCGAUAAAGUUUACUAAUUACGUGUGACAACUGUUUGAAUGACAAACAUCGUCCACGAUCGACCACCAGGACCACUGCGAACCGGGUAAACCUUUUGUUUUGUUUCCCGGUCGCUUUUCGAAAUUCCAACGUUUUCGUGUUAUUGGUAGCGUGGAGUCGUACCGGAAUAAUAGCACACCCGUCAGUGAUUCUCAGUUGGGAUGCUCACAACGUCCCGAAGCAGCCGGGGGCAUAAAUUCUCCAGAGAUCUCAUUACGACCACAGAAAGAUAAGUAGCUUAGUUGAGAAAUAAAUACCCUUCGAGGAAGGAAGAUGAAAAAAAAUCCAGUUAGUUCGUGGUGAAGUUAUGGAGGAACAUAUAGAAAAUCUUUUAGUUAAGUAAACGAUAAAAAGAACAAGAAUAGGAUUUAAGUAUCGUUCGAGAUAUCUUAAAGUUUAGAAUAUUUUCUGGGAAUGUUAGAAGUCUUUGGGCGGUCCGGUUGGCUGAGGCGACAGCGGCUCAACUCCCAUCCAGAUCUCCCCGUACACAAAGCUGACUACUUUGCUACGGUUAAAAUCAAGCCACAGGCCGUUACCUUUAAAACAUAAAUGGCAGGCCGAUACCUUUAAAGAUUGAAGUGUCAAAGAAAAACAGGGUAAAGUCUGAAUAGAUGCACCCCCCCCCCCCCACUCACGGGCAGUCAUUUUUACAAGUGAGUUACGCAAUAGUGUAUCUUUUUCAGACAUUUUACUAUAAUUAUUUAUUUAUUUAUUAUUUAUAAUUAUUAUAAAUUGUUAUUACAACAGUUUUUGCUUAACUUUUACCUAAAUUGUGCCGCGCUAAACUCAGUAGCGAAAAGUGAGUGCCGUGAGUGGGGGGGGAAAGAUGCUAUUAAGACUUCAGCCGAAAAAGUUGAUUAGAAGUCGCAAUCAAUACUUCAUGGUAAACUUCACCAAUCGAAAUAUAAACGGUAGUUUCUCAGAAAUAAUUUCUCAACUACCAGCUGAUCUUAUGUCAUACCAUCAUCUGUUGUAACUGCCACGUGGAAGAAGAUCAGAUUCCAUCAUCGUCACUGACAUAAUAGCGUACGUCAUGUGAGGGAUGUCCAAGGUACCCGGUUAUGGCCUCAAUAUGGUAUGGUGCCGCAGAUGCUCAAGAAGCCACAUAAUGUUAGCACCAACGAUACGACCCAGCUGUGUAGCAGCAACAUGGAGGAAGUGUUUAACCUGCUUUCAGUUGUAUCACCCAAAGACGUUGUAGCUAUGGACAAACUGCACGAGUACCAAGGUUUCGCUGGUCGAUGGCACGAGUGGCGUUCCAAUGCUCGCCAGUGGCACGAAGGAUGGCGCGAACGACAUCCCGGUGGAGUACGUCAGUAUCUGAAGGAUACCGUUCUUCAAGGUGGUACAGGAACGCACACAUCUGCACCGAUCGGAACGGAUGCAGAGCUCGGUGGCCGAACGGGAUGGAACGAAAAUGCGGUUGACUUCUCCCACAUCUAUCGUCGCAAAACACGCCUGGAGCUGAUACGCAUCUCUGCCGCGGUAAUGGGGAUUGAGUUUUCCUAUGCGGCCGAGACGGCGUUCGUCUCACCGACGCUGCUCAAAAUCGGCGUCGAACAUCAGCAUAUGACGCUGGUGUGGUGUCUAUCGCCCUUGGUCGGCUUCUUUCUUACGCCCGUGCUCGGUUCGCUGAGCGAUCGGUGCCGAAGCAAAUUUGGCCGCCGGAGACCGUUCAUAAUGCUACUGUCAUUGGGCGUACUGCUAGGGUUGCUGCUCGUCCCGAACGGUGAAGACGUGGGGUAUGCGAUGGGUGACUUUAACCCAUACGCCAUCAACACCACACUGAACAGCUCGGCAGACAAUACCUUCGCUGGUUAUGUGUGGCAGGAACCACAAUCCAAUACGAUCAAACUGCACAGCCUGGAACCAAUGUCACAGCGUACCGCAACGAUCAGGGCAGCGUUAGUACCGCCGGACAUCCCCGAACAGAGACCUCGCCAUCCGUGGGGCAUCUUCUUCACCAUCCUCGGUACAGUGCUGCUCGAUUUCGAUGCAGACGCUUGCCAAAGUCCGGCACGAGCCUUCCUGCUCGAUGUUACCGUGCCGGAAGAUCAUGCUCGGGGGCUAUCCACCUUCACCAUUAUGGCUGGGUUGGGUGGGUUCAUGGGCUACUCUCUUGGCGGUAUUGACUGGGACAACACUUCGCUCGGGAUCGUGCUUGGGGGCCAUGUCCGAGCCGUCUUCUCGCUCAUCACGAUCAUCUUCAUCGUUUGCGUGCUCUGUACCGUGACGAGCUUUAGCGAAAUACCGCUCUGGAUACUGGAGGAGGAACUCGAACGACAGGAUCCUCCGAUGGCCACCGGAAGCGAACCGGAACCCGUUACAUACGGUGCAACACUAAAACAUGAUCAUUCAACCGACCAACCACCAACAACUAGCGCCAACUACGAUGAACUGCCAGGUGAAAACUUCACCGAGACAAGCUUCAACCUUCACGAUGCGUGCAAAAAUUCCACUAAUGACGAUGCGGCCAUUGCUGGUAACAUGAAACGUGAAGUCGAGGAAACUGGGGGUGAUACAACGGGACAGGAAGAGGACAAACCGGCCGUUACCCUCAGUAUGUAUCUGCUGUCAAUCGUGUACAUGCCACAUUCGUUGCGAAUGGUUUGCCUAACGAAUCUGUUCUGCUGGAUGGCACACGUUUGCUACUCACUCUAUUUUACUGACUUUGUCGGGGAGGCUGUGUUUGACGGAGAUCCCAAGGCACUUGAUGGUACGGAAAAGUAUAUGUUGUACGAAGCCGGUGUUCGGUUUGGAUGCUGGGGAAUGGCGAUGUACUCGCUGUCCUGUGCCUGCUACUCACUGAUCAUCGAGCGACUUAUUAAGCGUUUCCGCGCCAAAAGUGUCUACGUCGGAGGGUUACUGUUCUACUGUGUCGGUAUGUCGAUGAUGGCUCUAUCUAAGCACCGUGUAGGUGUAAUUGUGUUCAGCUGGACGGCAGGUGUUAUGUACUCGACACUUUUCACCAUGCCCUACCUGCUCGUGGCCCACUACCAUUCGGAGGGUGUUUUUGAGGUGAAUGAGUGUGGUGUCGCAAAACAAAGUACCGGUGCGGUUCGAGGACUUGGCACAGAUGUAGCCAUCGUGAGCAGUAUGGUGUUUCUGGCCCAGUUUGUGCUGUCUAUCUGUAUGGGAUCGAUCGUCGCCUGGACCGGUACGACGACGGCCGUAGUAACCAUUGCCGCCAUGCUAAGCUUCUGUGGUGCUCUUUCUGCUACACAAAUAAUGUACUUGAAUUUGUGAAUUCGCAUAUCCCCAGACAAGUAUUGUUUACUAGAUCACAGACCAAAACGUCCGCACGUUAAAACAACUGUAAAAGCGGCAAUUGUUUAAAAGAAGUGGACAGUGUUGCUUAAAUGCUAAUGAUAGCUAAACAGUAAUUAACAACGCUUUAUGUUAAGUCCGAUCGCUAGAAAGUUUUGUUCAAUAAUCGAGUAUUUGUAGGCCUCUCCCCUACUAUAACGACACAGGUGAUGCGUUCAGAUCUCUCUACUAAUAUUUGAAAAGAAAGCACAAGAAUGAAACGGAAAUCUGAAAUACGAACGGUAUCCGAUUAUAUAGGAAUCUUACACCUUUUCCAUCGAAGUAUUAGAAGCAAAAACGAUGCGAUAAAGCCUAUCAAGCGACGGCAGAUUGGAACCUUCAAGUCAUUGUUUUAUAUUGUGUUUAGUUAAACAUCUGCAAAAUGUAAAGUUAAUGAAUUUUGCGAUAACUACAUAAGAAGGCUUCACACUAGAUAAAAAAACAAACAAAAGACACUGGGUAAUCGUAAUAAAUGUCAGUAUAGUACACUUAACCACAAUCACGAAAAACUAAUUGAGCGAAAGAUCAAUGAUAUGCUAGCUUAUACAUAUAUACCAAUAUACGUAUUAGUGGUGUCUUAACCAAAAACGUAAACUUUUCUUUCGCAAAUUAUCAACACGAUGCCAUCUUAAUGGGAUUAAAUUGUAAUUACUGGUGAAUAAAUAUUAAUUCUAAAAGUUUGUGUGGAAUGUGUGCCAAACUGUAACUACA